AUGAACUUGUACAAUGUGUCUUCAGACUUGACUUUCCAAAGUGCGGCUAACAAAUCUCUCAAUGCAAGUGACUGGGACGAAGGGACGUUGCUAGGCCUCAAGGUUUUGCUGGCAGCAGCUCUGAUUCUGAUCACGUUGGCCACCAUACUCUUCAACACAUUUGUCAUCAUCACAAUUAUCUUAACCAGAAAACUCCACACUCCUGCCAAUUAUCUCAUUGGCUCGCUAGCUACCACAGACCUCCUUGUGUCCAUUCUGGUCAUGCCAAUCAGCAUUGUGUACACGGUCACUCACCUGUGGACCUUUGGCCAAGUCAUGUGUGAUAUCUGGUUGUCCUCGGACAUCACCUGCUGCACAGCCUCCAUCCUGCAUCUGUGUAUCAUCGCCUUGGACAGAUAUUGGGCCAUCACGGAUGCUCUCGAAUACACCAAACGCCGGACGGCUCGCCGGGCUGCCAUCAUGAUUGCUAUAGUUUGGGUUCUCUCCAUCUGCAUCUCUAUCCCUCCCCUUUUCUGGAGACAAGCCAAGGCUCACGAGGAGCUGACCAUUUGCACGGUCAACACAGAUCAGAUCUCCUACACCAUCUAUUCUACCUGUGGUGCCUUUUACAUCCCAACUGUGUUGCUGGUCAUCUUGUAUGGCAGGAUUUACAUCACUGCUCGAUCCCGAAUUCUUAAGCCACCAUCUCUGUACGGGAAGCGUUUCACCACAGCCCAGCUGAUCACGGGCUCUGCAAGUUCUUCUCUUUGCUCUGUUACCUCUAAUCUUCAUGAGGGACCUUCCCAUCCGCAGAGCUCACCAGUGGUUAUCAAUCAUGUGAGGAUCAAGUUAGCCGAUUCCAUCCUUGAAAGAAAGAGGAUUUUGGCUGCGCGAGAAAGGAAAGCUACCAAGAUCCUGGGGAUUAUUCUGGGUGCGUUCAUUUUUUGCUGGCUGCCAUUCUUUGUGGUGUCCUUGGUCAACCCUAUUUGCCAAGGAGCCUGUUGGCCCCUUCAUAUCCUGAUGGAUGUUUUCACCUGGUUGGGUUAUCUGAACUCACUGAUUAACCCCAUUAUAUAUACUAUCUUUAAUGAAGAUUUCAAGCAGGCAUUUCAGAAAAUAAUGCACUUUAAAAACUGCUUCUAG
Protobothrops mucrosquamatus (brown spotted pit viper) is the source of this 1122-nucleotide messenger RNA. RefSeq names its product 5-hydroxytryptamine receptor 1D (gene HTR1D). The record is from RefSeq and is a predicted model, not a curated record. Lineage: Eukaryota; Metazoa; Chordata; Lepidosauria; Squamata; Viperidae. Gene Ontology annotation, cellular component: plasma membrane. The transcript has a single exon. Gene Ontology annotation, molecular function: G protein-coupled serotonin receptor activity. Gene Ontology annotation, biological process: regulation of behavior; chemical synaptic transmission; adenylate cyclase-activating adrenergic receptor signaling pathway. Bases 1 to 1122 code for a protein of 373 amino acids.